GAAGCUCUGACAAAUUAUGCUGUUAUAAGCAAGUUGUGAAGAUUUAGAAAGCUGCUCGAUUUUAGCUGUACGCUCUCUACUCAGCAUGUUAUGGUCAUAGCUGAAGAAAGGAGCUAAGGCAACAAGAAUGGGAGGCGCAAAGAGAUCUAAGAAAGAUAAAGAUAAAGGUGGAAAGAAGUCCAAGCGGCCAAAGUACGCCUCUGAUUCAGAUGAUGAUGAAGACACCCAGGACACAGAAUCCACCACUUUAGAUGCACCAGAGGCGGCGUCAAGACAAGUAAAAGAGUCUGGUCCAGAGGAUGAAUAUGGAGCCAAAGACUACAGAAGUAUACUGCAGCUGAAACUGGACCAUAAGUCAAGACCUCUCUGGGUGGCACCUGAUGGUCAUAUUUUCCUGGAGUCAUUUUCACCAGUCUACAAACAUGCCCAUGACUUCCUCAUUGCCAUAUCAGAGCCUGUGUGUCGCCCUGAGCAUAUCCAUGAGUACAAACUGACGGCAUACUCCCUGUACGCUGCUGUCUCUGUGGGCCUCCAGACAGCUGACAUCAUAGAGUACCUGAAGCGGCUGAGUAAGACCACCAUUCCAGAUGGAAUUGCUGAGUUUAUCAAGCUGUGUACUCUGAGUUAUGGGAAGGUGAAGCUGGUCCUGAAACACAACAAAUAUUUCCUGGAAAGUCAGUUCCCAGAAGUGAUGCAGAAGCUGUUAAAGGACCCUGUCAUUCAGCAGUGCAGGCUGCGUGUGGACGAGAAUGCUACGGAAGAUCUCACGGUGGCUGAGGUCUCCCAGAAGGGAAUCAAGUUUACCAGUGGCCAAGACAAGCUGGGGACAGAGGCGCCCUCUGCAGGGACGUCUGCUGAGAAUGGCGGUGGUGACAAAAGUGAGGCCAAGGUUCCCGAGGACAUCUUUGAUUUUUAUGACAAGAUGGACAGAGAGGAAGAGGAGGACGGGGAGGACAUGAAGAUUGUCUCCUUUGAGGUGAAUCAGGACAUGAUAGAGACACUGCAGAAAAGGUGUAUAGAAUUGGAGUACCCCCUGCUUGCGGAGUAUGAUUUCAGAAAUGACACAGUUAAUCCUGACCUGAAUAUUGACAUCAAACCCAGCACCAUCCUGCGGCCGCACCAGGAGAAAAGUCUGCGGAAGAUGUUUGGAAACGGCAGGGCAAGGUCUGGAGUGGUGGUGCUACCUUGUGGUGCUGGUAAGACAUUAGUGGGUGUCACAGCUUGCUGUACUGUUAAGAAGCGCUGUCUUGUCCUGUGUACAUCAGGCGUCUCUGUGGAACAAUGGCGGUCACAGUUCAAGAUGUGGUCUACCAUUGAUGACAGCAUGAUCUGCAGAUUUACCUCUGAUGCCAAAGACAAGCCCAUGGGCUGUAGUGUCUGUAUCAGUACAUACUCCAUGUUAGCACAUUCCACAAAGCGUUCGUGGGAGGCAGAGAAGAUGAUGGAAUGGCUCCAGAAACAGGAGUGGGGGAUGAUGGUCUUGGAUGAGGUUCACACAAUCCCGGCUAAGAUGUUCAGAAGAGUCCUCACCAUAGUCCAAGCCCACUCCAAGCUCGGUCUUACAGCCACCCUGGUACGAGAAGACGACAAAAUCGCUGACCUGAAUUUCCUGAUUGGUCCAAAGCUCUAUGAGGCUAACUGGCUAGAACUCCAGAAUGCUGGCUACAUAGCUAAAGUGCAGUGUGCUGAGGUGUGGUGUCCUAUGACCCCAGAGUUUUAUAGGGAAUAUCUACAGACAAAGUCACAGAGAAAACUGCUACUCUAUAUUUUGAACCCUAACAAGUUCCGUGCCACGCAGUUCCUGAUCAAGUACCACGAGAGAAGAAAUGACAAGAUCAUCGUGUUCUCAGACAAUGUGUUUGCCCUCAUCACGUAUGCCAGAAAGAUGAACAAACCUUAUUUAUAUGGCCCAACUUCCCAAGGAGAAAGGAUGCAGAUAUUGCAGAACUUUGUACAUAAUCCCAAGGUGAACACAAUAUUUGUGUCCAAGGUUGCAGACACAUCAUUUGAUCUCCCGGAGGCUAAUGUCCUCAUUCAGAUCUCUGCUCACGGAGGCUCCAGAAGACAAGAGGCUCAGCGUCUUGGGAGGAUUCUCAGAGCUAAGAAAGGUAUGUGCUCAGAGGAAUACAAUGCCUUUUUCUACUCUCUGGUGUCACAAGAUACAGUAGAGAUGAGUUAUGCCACCAAGAGGCAGAGAUUUCUUAUCAACCAAGGCUACAGCUAUAAAGUUAUCACUAAACUGCCUGGGAUGGAGGAGGAACUCCUGGACUACUCCACCAAGGAAGAGCAGGCUCAACUGCUACAGAAGGUGCUGGCAGCAAGUGAUAUAGACGCUGAGGAGGAGAGAGAGACGGGAGGAGGAAGUACCUUCACUGCUAACAGAUCUCAGGUUACCAGGAAGACAGGUACAAUGUCCUCCAUGUCCGGGGCUGACGACACUAUUUACAUGGAGUACCGCAGUAAGAUGAAAAACGUCCACCCGCUCUUCAAGAGAUUCCGCAAGUGACGGCUUUAAAAUUAGGAGGAAAUUUUGAAAACAUGAUUAUCAAGACGAACUCAAGGGCGUUGUUUAAGUUAAUAUUCUGUAAAAUAUUUCAGUUAAUUUGUGAAAUCUAACAAAGUGAAGACUGAACAGCUGUUGUUUUCGUUGUCUAGUAAACAAUGUAUACAGCGUUUUAUUGGAUAUAAUUAUUGACUAUCACUGCAGCCAUUCAGCGCCGCACUGAAACUAAACUUAAUAAAGAAAAGAUUUGUAUCUGUUGAAAGGAAACCUUAUAUUAGUGCAAUUAAAAAAGGAAAACCAGAAAAUCUGAUUUUCUAAGGAUGUGAUAAAUUAAGCAAAGGGACAUUUUUUGAGGAGAGACACUUGCAGCGAAAGACUGGAUGUGGAACUGUUUUCCUGGACUUGAGAGCAUUGAGAAAUACUACUACUCUGAUGAAGGGUGUAGGAUUUAAUGUUAAGGUUCAGGAAGUCGGGAAGGGCAAUAUCCGCCUUUGUUAAAAGAAAGUAACAAACCAGCUUCUAACAUUAAAAAAGGCGGUGUGAAUAUCGCGGUGGUUAAUAAUUCACCCAGCUUCAAGCAUUGAAAAAUGCGGGGUGGAUAUUGCGGUUUUCAUGAAUUGAAAUAAAUACAAAUGUAAAAAUGAA
Lingula anatina is the source of this 3148-nucleotide messenger RNA. Its product is annotated as general transcription and DNA repair factor IIH helicase/translocase subunit XPB-like. The record is from RefSeq and is a predicted model, not a curated record. Gene Ontology annotation, molecular function: 3'-5' DNA helicase activity; DNA binding; hydrolase activity. Gene Ontology annotation, cellular component: transcription factor TFIIH holo complex; transcription preinitiation complex; nucleotide-excision repair factor 3 complex. NCBI's taxonomy places the organism in Eukaryota, Metazoa, Brachiopoda, Lingulata, Lingulida, Lingulidae. Gene Ontology annotation, biological process: transcription initiation at RNA polymerase II promoter; nucleotide-excision repair.